This is a messenger RNA of Ilyonectria robusta, 2022 nucleotides long. RefSeq lists its product as uncharacterized. The record is from RefSeq and is a predicted model, not a curated record. The coding region runs from base 226 to 1716 and encodes 496 amino acids. Lineage: Eukaryota; Fungi; Ascomycota; Sordariomycetes; Hypocreales; Nectriaceae. The transcript has a single exon.
CUUCAUUCUUCGCCAUCCACCAUCAUCUCACACAUUCCAUCAUCAACCUCGAGUUGCAUCUCCCUCCCACAUCACAGUCAUUUGAUCUUUCUCGCAACGCUGCUUGCCUCCAUCUAUCUCUAUCUCGGCCAGCGUCGUCCCUCUUUCACGCACCUCAACGACACUUUCACGCACCUCAACGUCGCUUUCACGCACCUCAACGUCACUUUCACGCACCUCAACGCCAUGUCUUCACGUCCCUCCAUCUUGAAGCUUCCUGCCGAGCUCCGAAACAAAAUCUACCAGGAAUACUUUACCGUCCAAGGUGGCUACGUCUUCAACUUCGACUCGCGAAAACUGGUGGCGGCUAAUGGUCGCCCCAUCGACCUCGCCCUAAUGUACACCUGCCGGCUUAUUGCAGAGGAUACAAAACACAUUCCGAUCACUCUGAAUACCAUCACCUUCUCCACGGCCAACUCUGAAAACUGGGUUGAGGAAGCAGCUUUCUUUCAUAAUGCGUUAAACCAAUUAUGCUACUCUGAGAAAGUUCGUCUGGAGCAGGCCCGACACCUGUUGGCCCCAGACAUCGUCUCUCAAAUCACGCAGAAGUUCCCUGAUUUUGCUCCAUGCAUGCGUCAGAUAUUGUCCCCGGGCCUUCCUCAUGACCUAAUAACUUCUCGUUACGAUAAAUCACCCACCUAUCACCGAAGAGCUUUUUUGUAUUCGUUACAGCUUCUUGAUCGUCAAAAUUGGGGCUAUGACUAUAUCGAAGAACUUGGCAGCCUGGCCGUCUCCCCUAGGUCUACCAUAUUUCAGUGUAUUGACGGAUUAAGUCUUCCUCGUGUGCCGUGGGCUUUUGUCGAUGACGACCGCCUUACAAGACUGUGUCAUCGUUUUGCACAUAGGGUCUUACAACCCAUUGACGGUCUGCAAUACCGGUAUUCCGCAGCUGCUGUUGCAAUCCGCUUUCUGGACUCCAUCCCUGCUAGCAUGCGCCUUAAGAUACGGAAUAUCGUGUUACACGAAGAUCGUCGAGCCAUUGCUUUCCCUGAGUCUCACGCCCGCGGCCUGAUCCCGUUCUGCCAAGAAAACCCACUCCUUCGCAUUGAACGACGCGUUGACCUGUGGAGAACCAUUUUCCAGGCAGAAGAGAUGAAUAUGCUGGAAAAAUCUAGAGGCCGGGUGCGAGAAAAGGAUGGAAAGUUUUCAACUAACGGGCUUUGUGGCUCGUUAGCUGAUUGGCUCAUUGAAGCUGCUGAGCUACCCCAGGAUGGAAUGCCUCCCAAUUCUUUCUCCCUCGUCUUGGACGGUGAUCCAGCAACCGACCUAUGUGCUGAGAUUUUUCAAACACUCGUUCAUCCACAUGUCGCCUUCGGUAAAGUUUUUGAGGCGCUACGCUAUCAAGGUAUACAUCCAAUCACAUUUGAGUCGAACGACUUGCCGAAGCGCCGGUCCACUUUUACCAAGGAGCUACGCCAUCUUGUUAACCAAACCUCCAAUGUGCGAUGCAACUUCGAUCCCGGCCAAAGUUGCGAUUUUGGAAAAAUUCUCCUGGAGGGUUUUGGAUGGGACAAUGAUCAAUGGAGGAGAACCUACUACCAACGCAUGCCAUCUGAUUUCGACAUAACCCCGAUCCUCCCAAAGUGGCAUGACCUACUACUUGAGAAUUUCGACAGGAGGGAUAUGGAUCUUUCGAAGCUACGAAGAGCACGCCCCGGCGCGGAACUCAGCUCGUAGGAUGACUAUUAGUAUCAAACAGACGAUUAGUGUAAAUCCUAGAACUACUGCGAAGUGUUCAAGGAUCUCUAUUUCGGGUCACACCGAACCAAUUAGCGGCAUCAAUUUGCGUCUUCUAUAAGCAGUCCUGUUCGAGUUAGAUAUGAAUUAUGAGAUAAUGAUUGGAGACUCUCUUUGGGAAAUCUGGUAGUAUUAAUGAGAAGGAUUUGGGCAAAGAUACUAAAUUAACCCACAGGCCCACGUCCUUUUUUAUUACGAUAGAAAUGCCCGGGUUUUGUUUAAUCCCCAGAGUCCAUGCAAUUUUCC